AAACACUUCUUUGUGCCGGAGCCGGGGAACUCGUUCUGCUCUAGUGCGCAUGUCUCGUUGUAUUAAUAUGGCGCAGUCCAUUUAACUACCCCUGAUGCAGAUCGGAGUAGCUGUCUACUGCGAACAAAAGUGAAUAACUUGCACAAGAAAGUAAAACUACACAAAGAAGUAAGGUGAAGUAACAACUUUUUUAUAUAUCAAUUCGAGGGAAAGAGCAAAACCGUGGAAGAAGGAGGCCCAAACAAUAGAUCUGUGUGCAAGCCUGGGAGCAUUGUUUCAUUGAUUCUGCAACCGGCGAUCAACUCGUGCCUGACUCCCUGUGAGUGACUGACAACAAUAUACUCCUGUGUCUCGACUCACCACAGCAAAAUAUUUCUGAACUGCGUUUGGAAAAAUCUUUUCAAGUUCGUUGGACAAUUUAAUUUUUUUUCGAAAAUGGCCGCAACAACGUUUGAAAUGGAUGGAAGCAUAAUGGAGGGGGGAGGGCAGAUUCUUCGUGUGUCGGCAGCACUAAGUUGCAUCCAAGGCGCGUCUAUCAAAAUCAACAAUGUCAGGGCUGGCAGGAGUACCCCAGGUUUGAGGCCUCAACAUCUCUCAGGGCUUGAGUUGGUCCGAGAUCUGUGCGCCGGCCAGCUUGAAGGGGGAGAAGUGGGAUCCACUGAAGUAACCUUAACAACUGGUAAAAUCAAGGGAGGAGACUACACAGCAGAUACCAAAACUGCAGGGAGUGUAGUUCUGCUGAUGCAAGUAUCCCUGCCGUGUGUGCUGUUUGCAGACUCUCCUUCUGUGCUCUGUUUGAAAGGAGGAACCAAUGCGGAGAUGGCACCCCAGAUAGAUUACACUUUAACGGUGUUCAAGCCAAUGGUGGAAAGAUUUGGUGUACAUUUUGACUGUGACUUGAAGAUGAGAGGUUACUAUCCCAAGGGAGGUGGAGAAAUUAUUGUGAAAACAAACCCAGUGAAACAGCUUACUCCCGUUACCCUAACAGAGCGUGGCACCAUCACUAAGAUCUAUGGAAGAGCGUUUGUUGCAGGGGUACUGCCUCACAAGCUUGCAAAAGACAUGUCGGCAGCAGCUGUUCGAUACAUCAGGAAAGAGAUCAAAGACCUUUACAUUAAUAUCCAGGCUGUAAGGGAGAAGAAAGACGAGUCUUUUGGGAAUGGGAAUGGAAUCAUCCUCAUUGCAGAGUCUUCCACAGGCUGUGUUUUUGCUGCUUCUGCACUAGGGAAAAAGGGUGUCUAUGCUGAUAAGGUUGGGUGCGAAGCAGCUGAGAUGCUACUGAGGAAUACAAGACACAACGGUUGUGUAGAUGAAUACAUGCAGGACCAAAUGAUUAUCUUCAUGGCAUUAGCAAAUGGCACAUCAAGAAUAAGGACAGGUCCUCUCACACUCCACACCCAGACUGCCAUUCACAUUGCAGAACAGUUAACAAAGGCAAAAUUUACAGUUACCAAGGCAGAAGAUCAGGACUCUAAUGAAGACACCCACAUAAUUGAGUGCCAAGGAACUGGGAUGACCAAUGCAAGUUUGUAGAUGAUUUCUAGAAUACUACAAUAAUACUUUGAGUUGCGACAAAGCUUUCUUCCAAUGCCCGUUUGGAAAUGGACUAAAGUAGACAUUUUAGGUUGUUUUUCAAAAAAUAUAUAUAUAAAUAAAAUAAAAAAUUGAAGGAUAUUGCAGAUAGUAGAUCCUCAUCUCCUGCCUUGUCUGUUUGCUUGAAAUGGAUUGAGAAGUGCAAGCGGCUGCAGUUGUAUAGUAAACCUGUUUUUGUUCACUGAUCUUUUCCACACACACCAACACGGAACAGUGGACUGCUGUGUGUAAAUUGCUCGGGUGUUCGCCUUACAAUAAAAUUAUGCUUUGACUCGU
Acipenser ruthenus (sterlet) is the source of this 1869-nucleotide messenger RNA. RefSeq names its product RNA 3'-terminal phosphate cyclase-like. Gene Ontology annotation, molecular function: RNA-3'-phosphate cyclase activity. The record is from RefSeq and is a predicted model, not a curated record. Bases 436 to 1533 code for a protein of 365 amino acids. Gene Ontology annotation, cellular component: nucleus. Gene Ontology annotation, biological process: RNA processing. The transcript is spliced from 11 exons. Lineage: Eukaryota; Metazoa; Chordata; Actinopteri; Acipenseriformes; Acipenseridae.